Cladophialophora psammophila CBS 110553 is the source of this 1572-nucleotide messenger RNA. RefSeq lists its product as uncharacterized. Gene Ontology annotation, biological process: chromate transport. Lineage: Eukaryota; Fungi; Ascomycota; Eurotiomycetes; Chaetothyriales; Herpotrichiellaceae. Gene Ontology annotation, molecular function: chromate transmembrane transporter activity. Bases 1 to 1572 code for a protein of 523 amino acids. The transcript has 5 exons. The record is from RefSeq and is a predicted model, not a curated record.
AUGCCACUCCUCGACCUCUACCAUGCGGUUCGUGAAUACGCCCGCGAUGAGGGUAAUGCAUAUAAUGCCAACACAGAGAAGUUGCUCUUGCGGGUAGCCGACGUGUUUGGGCGAACAUGGGAUCUUGGCUUCACAGCGUUCGGAGGGCCACCGGUUCACUUUCGAAUUCAGCACCAGCGGUUCGUUGAGGGCCGAAAUGGAAAGACACCGUGGAUCGACGAGCGAAUAUAUCAAGAGCUCUUCGCAGUAUGCCAAGCACUACCAGGUCCAGGCAGCACCAAGAUGCUCUUCUGUAUCGUUUUGAUCCAUGCUGGCCUGAUUCCUGCGAUUCUAGCAUUUUUACUAUGGAGUCUCCCUGGCGCUGUCGGGAUGUAUGCUUUAUCGCUAGGGGUCCAACAUAUCAAAAACCGUCUUCCAGAUAUUGUAUAUGCGCUUCUUUCUGGCUUGAAUGCAUCAACGGUUGGAAUCGUCGCUCUCGCCGCAGUUCAACUUGCAGAAAAAGGUAUCACCGAUACAGUAACGAGAAUCUUGGUCCUCGGCGGAGCUUGUGCGGGACUAUGCUAUACCGCACUGUGGUACUUCCCUGUCCUGAUACUCGUUGGUGGAUUGAUGACAACUCUCUGGGAUAUGUGGCUUCAGCAACAGGUUGGCAAGGCAAAGGCAAAAUGGAAGAGAAGGCAAAGAGAAGGAUCUGACGAGGCAGAAAUCCCUGAAGAAAAUGCUCCAGAACCCAUUGAGCUUACGGAACGCAACGUGGAUGACAACAACGGACUCAGUUUGCAAAGAAGAAACGUCGGGCAGCCCGGUCAGACUAGACAAGGGAAGUUGGAAAAUGAGCAAAGCUUGAGGAGACUAACUCCCGAGAACAUUGACCAGACCGACACCAAGUCGCAUGCCAUCAGGAUUUCAACAGGACUUGGUCUUAUUAUCGCAUUUUUCGCCUCGCUUAUUGUUAUCCUCGUUACUCGUGGCCUACUCAAAAAUCCUCCACGACCACUGGAUCUCUUCGCAAAUAUGUAUUUGGCUGGAACCAUUAUCUUCGGUGGAGGUCCUGUCGUUAUUCCCCUUCUCCGUGAAUACGUCGUCCAACCAGGGUGGGUAACACCUCGUGAUUUUCUCAUUGGCCUUGCCAUAAUCCAGGCUUUCCCGGGACCAAACUUCAACUUUGCGGUAUACCUAGGUGCUCUUUCCUUACUGGGGACGCCGCAUGACACUCUUUUGGGAGCAUUUAUUGGAUAUAUGGGCAUUUUCAUCCCUGGGAUUAUCCUCGCUGCUGGAUUUCAGAGCUUCUGGAAUAUUUUAAGGACAAAGCGCCUGGUUACCAGCUUGCUGAGAGGGAUCAAUGCUACCGCAGUUGGAUUGGUCUUCACGGCCGUCUAUCGACUGUGGCAGAUUGGAUAUCUCACUCCUGAGCAAACCGACGGGAAGAGCCUGGCUGAGAAUCCUUGGUGGGUGGUUGUUGCAGUGGUUACAUAUGCGGAAAGUGCGUGGUUCAAAGUUCCUGUCCCAGUUUCUAUUAUGAUUGGCGGUAUCCUGGGUCUUUGUUGGUUCGGAGCUAUUGGCUUUUCAUAA